This is a messenger RNA of Cebus imitator (Panamanian white-faced capuchin), 695 nucleotides long. RefSeq names its product C-X-C motif chemokine ligand 13 (gene CXCL13). Gene Ontology annotation, biological process: antimicrobial humoral immune response mediated by antimicrobial peptide; cellular response to lipopolysaccharide; neutrophil chemotaxis. Gene Ontology annotation, molecular function: chemokine activity; CXCR chemokine receptor binding. NCBI's taxonomy places the organism in Eukaryota, Metazoa, Chordata, Mammalia, Primates, Cebidae. Gene Ontology annotation, cellular component: extracellular region. The transcript is spliced from 5 exons. The coding region runs from base 41 to 349 and encodes 102 amino acids. The record is from RefSeq and is a predicted model, not a curated record.
UGGACUCAGAGCUCAAGUCUGAACUCUACCUCCAGACAGGAUGAAUUUCAUCUUGGCAUCUCUGCUUCUUAUGCUGUUGGUCAGCAGCCUUUCCCCAGUUCAAGAUAGACAUCCAGUUGAAGUAGUAUUCUGGAGGUCCAUAACAGAGACCUCAGCCGUUAUCCCCCCAAACCUCAUUGAUCGAAUUCAAAUCUUGCCCCGUGGGCAUGGUUGUCCAAGGAAAGAAAUCAUAAUCUGGAAGAAGAACAAGUCAGUUGUGUGCCUGAACCCUCAAGCUAAAUGGAUACAAAAAAUAAUGAAAGUAUUGAAAAAAAAAAAGAAUUCCAACUCUACCACUUCCAGUGUUUAAGGAAAGAUUCCCUGAUGGUGAUAUUUCCACUAAGAAGAUCUGCAUUCUUCCCUUAUCCCUGCUCUGGAUUUUAGUUUUGUGCUUAGUUGAAUCUUUUCCAGGAAAAAGAACUUCCCCAUACAAAUGACCAUGAGACUAUCUGCAAAAAUAACCUUUAGAAACUGACGGGGCAGACUCGAGCUUCUUUACUCACAGCACCCUAUGUACUUGGAGUUUGCAUUCUUACCCAUUAGGGAGGAAAGUUUAUUUGAAAAUAAUCAUUCAGUUGUAAAUAAUAUAGGGUAAUUUUGAUAAAAAUACUUGUUGUUUAAUGUUAAAAAUUUCUUAGAAAAUAAUGCAAUGAGAA